AUGACACUCAAGUAUCGAUUGUCAUACGCCAAUAAAGAAGACGAGAAUCAUUUGUUGAAAGCCCUAACUUUGAAAUCAAAAAUUAAUUUUGUUAACUUAAACACCUCACUUGGACAUAAAAAUGUUUGUGGAAAGUACGUCAUUUGCAGAUUGUUCGACAUGCCUGACAGUUGCUGUGCUAUACAAUGUGAAAAUAGAAGAGAUGGAAGUAACAAAGAAUUGAGUUUUUACAGAUUCCCUACUAACAAGACUGAGAAAACGAAGAAACGACGGAAAAGGUGGAUAGCUGCGCUAAGGCGAAAGAACUGGCCUGAAAGUGAAAUUCAAGUGGAUAAUGCACGAAUCUGUAGUGCCCAUUUCGUGACAGGAAAAAAGUCAGAUGAUCCACAACAUAUUGACUACAUCCCAUCAGUUUUCUCUUUUAAACCAGCAGUCAAGAGAAAAAGUUUGCAUGAUCUUGAUCGAUAUGAAAGAUUAAAAAAAAGAAAAGCUACAUCUAAUGCUAACCUCUUUAAAAAGGAAGAAUCUGUUGGUGUUCAGAAAAGCAAGGAUGCUGAGGAAAGUCUAGUAGUAGAUGAACCCGACUUUAAAGCAACAGCUGACAAAGUGGUUCAAACAAUUGCUGGUAUUGACUUAAUUCAGAAAUAUAGGGAGAUGUCGUUGAAAACAGAAAUAAAGAGAAAGGAUCAUGAAAUUAAAAAGUUACAUCAGCAACUACUCCAAGAGAAGUCUAAACAAAAAGAAGUCGAAAUUUCAAAAUUACGUGUUCAGUUAAAACAACCAACUUGCUAUUAUAACUAUUUGAAGACCAAACCUAAGGACUUGGCUUUUUUAACUGGUGUACCAAAUGCAGGUGUUUUUGAAUGGAUUGUAGAUAUGAUUAAGGAGAAUACUGAAAUUAUAAUUCAACGUCUUGGUUAUGAAAAUCACCUGAUGAUAGUCCUAAUGAAAAUUAAGCUUGGGUUAAUGAACCGUGACUUAAGCUUAAGAUUUGGAAUCAGUGAAGGGAAUAUUUCUAAAAUAUUUCGUACUUGGAUACAACCCUUGGCCUUAUUGCUCCGAAAUUUUAUUGUUUGGCCAGAUAAAGAUGCAAUGCGCUCAAAUUUACCAUCUUCAUUUAAAAGUUUUAAGAACUGCAUUUCCAUUAUCGAUUGCACAGAAAUUUUUAUAGAAAGACCAAUAAACUUAACCGCACGUGCACAGACCUACUCUAACUACAAAAACCACAACACAAUAAAAUACCUGAUUGAAAUUACCCCAACUGGUACUGUGAGUUUUCUAUCAGCAGGAUGGGGAGGUCGUGCAUCUGACAAGACUAUUACAAUCAAUUCCGGCUUUUUGGACUUAGUUACGCAUGGAGAUUGUGUACUUGCGGAUAGAGGUUUUUUAGUUGAAGAGGAGCUUGCAACCCGUGGUGCUGUGUUACGUAUACCUGCAUUUACUAGGGGUAAAAAACAGCUAACAGCACGUGAUGUUGACAUCUCACGACAAAUUGCACAUGUGCGAAUACAUGUUGAGCGAGUAAUUGGUAGACUUAAGAAAUUUAAGAUCCUGUCAUCCAUAAUCCCUAUAACACAGGUGGAUUUGACUGAUGAAAUAAUGAUAUCAGUCUGUGGACUAGUAAAUUUAAAUCCAAGUGUUGUAACAAAAAAAUAG
Messenger RNA from Hydractinia symbiolongicarpus, 1656 nucleotides. RefSeq lists its product as uncharacterized. Bases 1 to 1656 code for a protein of 551 amino acids. Lineage: Eukaryota; Metazoa; Cnidaria; Hydrozoa; Anthoathecata; Hydractiniidae. The transcript is spliced from 5 exons. The record is from RefSeq and is a predicted model, not a curated record.